This is a messenger RNA of Coccinella septempunctata (seven-spotted ladybird), 1212 nucleotides long. RefSeq names its product immunoglobulin domain-containing protein oig-4-like. The record is from RefSeq and is a predicted model, not a curated record. The coding region runs from base 537 to 1061 and encodes 174 amino acids. The transcript is spliced from 5 exons. NCBI's taxonomy places the organism in Eukaryota, Metazoa, Arthropoda, Insecta, Coleoptera, Coccinellidae.
AGAAUACAUUUGAGAUUUCCAUAAUGUGCGUUAAUUUUUUUGCGCACUGUAUAAGAUCUUUAGUAUCCAGAAAAAUCGUGAAAGGAAUAUGGCAGUUAAGUAUUGUCUUAAUUCAUGUAGUGCUUACCAUUGAUAAUGGUAAUGAUAAUAAACACAAAUCUGGAAAGGAGAAAAUAUUAUUAUUUACUAAAUGGUUCCUUAGAAAACUCAUUUUCUUAUUUUCAUGACACGUGAAACAUCUUGAUGAAACUUCAGCAGUAGGAGAAAGAAAUAAAAGAAAGAUAUUUCAUUCCUGAGAUAAUUCGACCAUCUAAUAUCUAAUAGAAUAUAUUGUUCUUUAACCUGGUAAACUUGACCUGCAAAUCUCAAUACGCGGUCUAAACAAAGUACUCCACUUCCCUAACCCUAUGUUGAAUCUCAAGUGCCAACUCCUUCGUCGGUAAUAGCCCUAUUAAGCACAAAUUACUUCCAAGGGACAAUGAAAAACAAUAUCGAAUGUUUUGGAGGACAAAGUCACCAAUCUUCAAUUUAAAACAAUGAACCUUCCUGACAAACGUAGUACACGAUCGGCCGGUAUGGUGAGCAAGAGGGUGUUGUUCUUGGUCUGCGCCCUUCCGUACCUGACCACAUGCCUCGGGGCCAGGGUUGGAGGAAGGGGAGCGAAGCAGAGCAGGAGGGGGAGGAUAUUCAAUUCGCCAAUUAUUGUUAGGCACAGGCAUCCAGCAUCUGUGACGUAUUACGAAAACAAGGACGGAGCAAGGAUCAUCAAGGCUAGCCACUUCGAGUUGGAUUAUAUGUUAGGCAGAAAAAUAACCUUUUUCUGCAUGGCUCAAGGAUUGCCAAGACCAGAAAUAACUUGGUUCAAGGACGGCAUAGAACUUUACGCCCACAAAUUUUUCCAGGUUCACGAAUGGUCAAUCGGUAACGAUACACUCAAAAGCAAAAUGGAGAUAGAUCCUACCACACAAAAGGACGCUGGUUAUUACGAAUGUCAGGCAAACAACAAAUACUCUAUUGAUUCUAGAGGUUUCCGCACAGAUUAUGUCAUGGUUGCUUAUUGAGAAUUUGAAAAUAACGUUUUUACCAACCAUGAUCAUUCUGAAAGAAUUACUGCUUGAUUACUCGUUAAAUUACGUAUUAUAUCAUUAUGAAAGAAAGUUUAUUUUUAUUGAAAUGUUAUAUUUUCCAUUUUGAUUAAAAAAAUUAUCAAAG